This is a messenger RNA of Eurytemora carolleeae, 601 nucleotides long. RefSeq lists its product as uncharacterized. NCBI's taxonomy places the organism in Eukaryota, Metazoa, Arthropoda, Copepoda, Calanoida, Temoridae. The record is from RefSeq and is a predicted model, not a curated record. Gene Ontology annotation, molecular function: protein binding.
UUUAAUAAUGUUUAAUUUCAGAUAUAUUGAAGACCUAAACUGCAACUAUGAAGUCUAAAAUGAUUAACAUCAAGGAUUUUAAUUUCCAAGAUUUGCUUGACUCUGCAUCCAACCUUUAUGAUGUUGAAUUCAAGAUUAUAGAUGAGAACUCCCAGGAGCUGGGAACUGUCAGGUCCCACAAGUUCUUGCUGUCCCUCCUGUCCCCUGUGCUGAAGAAGAUGUUUAGCAGCCGGGAGGAGGGGUCCAUUGUUGUUGAGAUCACUGGUCCAUCCUUCAUUAGUUUCCAGACCCUCAUCCAGUUCUUAUACACUGGAGAUGAGUCAGUUAUUACAGAUAUAUCCUCUAUUGAUGAUCUGUUUGGUCUGUAUUAUCUGGGAGAUAAGUAUGAGCUGCGUGGAGCCAGGAACCUGAUCAAGGAAGUUGUCUCUAGCUUCAAGAUCAACCAGGAGAACUGGAUUCAUGUACUCAAGGAAAUCAAGAAGUACGAGAAUACUUUCCUAUUUGAAGAUCUCUGUAAUAUACUUCAGGAUCAAGUUCAAGGCUAUUUGAAGGGCUGUCCCUCUUCUGAUGAAUACCUGGAUGAUAUUCAAGAAUCUGAUGA